Glarea lozoyensis ATCC 20868 is the source of this 1017-nucleotide messenger RNA. RefSeq lists its product as uncharacterized. Bases 1 to 1017 code for a protein of 338 amino acids. The record is from RefSeq and is a predicted model, not a curated record. NCBI's taxonomy places the organism in Eukaryota, Fungi, Ascomycota, Leotiomycetes, Helotiales, Helotiaceae. The transcript has 3 exons.
AUGGCUCCCACUAAAGGGAAAUCAUCUUCUAGUCGACGAAGAAAGAAAGAGGUGAAAAUAUCGGACAAACCAGCUCCCAAAUUUGAUGCCUUUGAGGUCACGGAUCGACUUGAUAGUGGCGAGAUCGUAACAAGAACGGAAGCACCGAAGGUUGGAAUUCAUUCACUAGCAUGGGCAUAUAGUAUAGAACCUCAGCCAGGAACUAUACUAUCUCUUCCGUAUGAAAUACGCGAAAUCAUAUACUGCUACUACUUCAGGGGGCGUUACAGCCCCGGUAUACAGCCUGUAAAGUCGGGUCGCCACUUCAUUAAUUACGAUGUUGACGGGUCAGAAAAUGGCAUUACCUCAGUUUAUGGCGCCUUCAUCUUGGUCUCAAAACAAUUUUAUCUCGACCACAUCUAUUCCUUUUACAACAACAUCGUUUUCCUCUUUAGCAGCCUCCAUGCUUUCCAAUCCUACAUUCAGGUCAUUCACCCACUGAAGGUCGAUCGGAUCUCCCGAUUGUCGAUCAAAGUUGUAGCAACAGCAAAGUCGAAUCCCUUUUCACCUACGUUCUUCCGCAACAUUUUGGGCUUGAAAUCUUUGAGGAAAUUGAAUAUUAUUGUGUUAUGCGAUAGCACAACUUGGGAACCGGUCACGCCUGAUGAUGCUGCGGACCCCUUUCGUGCUCGGUGGCGACACGUUGAGGAAUCAUAUUUCCACAGGUGGAAGAGAGUGAGAUGGGAGCAACUUCGGCAGCUUGGAAAGCUGAAAGAUGUGGGCUUUGAUUUCGAAAUAAGAAAUCCCGAAGUAUUGGGCAUGAGUCCGGUCAAUACUUGGCACCAUGCUGAGGCCGUGAUCUCCACUAAAGUUUCAUGGAGGACGCGUUUUGUUAGCACAGUUGCAGGAAUUGUAUGGCCACAUGGUCAAUGGCAAGUUAGUGGGCUCUACACAACUUGGAUGGCAUUGGUAUCCCCAGUAUGCGACGACCCAGAAUGUGCGUGUAGAAGAAGCGUUCUAACAGGUGAAGGUCGGUAG